AUGGAUCUCCGAGGAAGAGCCGUUCUCAGCGUCAAUAGACUUCAGGUUCUCCUGAUGCUGUUCCAUACAAUGGUUCGAAUCAUGGCAGAACAAGAAGUGGAAAAUCUCUCAGGCCUUUCCACUAACCCUGAAAAGGAUAUAUUUGUGGUGCGGGAAAAUGGGACGACGUGUCUCAUGGCAGAGUUUGCAGCCAAAUUUAUUGUCCCUUAUGAUGUUUGGGCCAGCAAUUAUGUCGAUCUGAUCACUGAACAGGCCGAUAUCUCACUAACCCGGGGAGCUGAGGUGAAGGGCCGCUGUGGCCUCAACGAGUCGGAGCUGCAGGUGUUCUGGGUGGAUCGCGCGUACGCGCUCAAAAUGCUGUUUGUAAAGGAAAGUCACAACACGUCCAAGGGACUGGAGGCGACGUGGCGGCUGAGCAAGGUCCAGUUUGUUUACGACUCCUCCGAGAAGACCCAUUUUAAAGACGCAGUCGCUGCCAGGAAAUACACAGCCAACUCGCAUCACCUCUCUGCCUUGGUCACCCCAGCUGGGAAGUCCUAUGAGUGUCAAGCUCAGCAGACCAUUUCACUAGCCUCCAGCGAUCCGCAGAAGACAGUCACCAUGAUCCUGUCUGCAGUCCACAUCCAGCCCUUUGACAUCAUCUCUGAUUUUGUCUUCAGUGAAGAGCAUAAAUGCCCAGUGGACGAGCGGGAGCAGUUGGAGGAAACCUUGCCCCUGAUUUUGGGGCUCAUCUUGGGCCUCGUCAUUGUGGUUACACUGGCGAUUUACCACAUCCACCAUAAAAUGACUGCCAACCAGGUGCAGAUCCCUAGGGACCGAUCCGAAUAUAAGCACAUGGGCUAA
Molecule: messenger RNA, 843 nt
Organism: Equus quagga
Lineage: Eukaryota; Metazoa; Chordata; Mammalia; Perissodactyla; Equidae
Gene: LAMP5
Product: lysosomal associated membrane protein family member 5
Exons: 6
Coding region: 1-843 (280 amino acids)
Cellular component (GO): membrane
Source: RefSeq, a predicted model, not a curated record